UCUCUCUCCUCUCUCUCUCUCUCUCUACAGUUUUAAUUCAACAAUUUUAUUUAUUUUUGAUGUAAAAGGGAAGAAAAGGCAAAACCAAACCCAAAACUUUCUCGCUGUCUCCUCCAUAAAUCCAUCCAAUUCCCCUUAAUUCACUCCUUGAUUUUUGUUCAAUUCCCUCCAGAUUUUCCUCUUAGAAUUUUUGAUCAUCCCACUUCUCUUCCUUUCAGCUGGAAUCUUAAUUUCCAACGAAAUCCCAGAAACCCAAUUCUAGGGUUUUGAUUCUUCUUAGGAAUCUUCGCUUUUGACAGAAGUAUUUCCAUAAUUCUCUGUUCUUUGAUUAUAUUAGCAAAGUUGUGGUGUGGGGGUUUCUGGUUUUACGAUUUGAGGAAGGAAGGUAUUCUUUCUAGAAUCGUGCCGUCGGAAAGAUGAGUUUUCAGGAUCUAGAAUCCGGCCGUGGGAAUGGAUCGAGAAGAGGGUACUUGAAUGGGAAGCAGGAUCCGACGCAGGCCGUGGCCUCCGGAAUAUUCCAGAUCAACACGGCCGUUUCGUCAUUCCAGCGCCUUGUGAACACCCUCGGUACCCCAAAAGACACACCGGAGCUCCGCGAGAAGCUGCAUAAAACUCGCCUACAUAUUGGACAGUUGGUGAAGGAUACAUCAGCUAAACUUAAGCAAGCUAGUGAAACAGAUCAUCAAGUUGAAGUCAGUGCAAGCAAGAAAAUUACAGAUGCCAAACUUGCGAAAGACUUUCAGGCAGUACUAAAGGAGUUUCAGAAGGCUCAGCGGCUUGCAGCUGAGAGGGAGACAGCUUAUACUCCUUUUGUUCCCCAAGCAGUUCUUCCUUCUAGCUACUCAGCUGGUGAUGCAGAUAUAAGUGCAGAUAAGAAUCCAGAACAGCGAGCUCUUCUUGUGGAAUCCAGGAGGCAAGAGGUUCUGCUGUUAGACAAUGAGAUUGCUUUUAAUGAGGCCAUCAUAGAGGAAAGAGAGCAAGGAAUAAAAGAAAUACAGCAACAGAUUGGUGAAGUGAAUGAGAUUUUCAAAGACCUUGCGGUACUGGUUCACGAGCAAGGGACUAUGAUAGAUGACAUUGGCUCCAACAUUGAGGGUGCUCAUGCAGCAACAUCUCAAGGAAAAUCCCAACUUGUCAAAGCUGCUAAGACACAGAGAUCCAAUUCAUCUCUGACUUGCUUGCUACUCGUGAUUUUCGGCAUUGUGCUUCUCAUUGUGAUUAUAGUACUUGCCGCCUGAUCAGAGAAUGCAGAAAGAUGGUGAAAGAAUAGAAGUGUCAUUUAUUGAUCUAUGUGGUGUUAAGUUCUUCUGUAAUACCAACAAAGCAGUGUGGCUGUUUGAAGUGUGUUGCUUCUUGAAUCGACAAGUUUUAUAUUGCUUGAAUACAGAUUUGUUUAUGUUUGAAGGGUGGUUGGUUUCAUCGUGUAAAUUCUGCCCCUCCUGCUUUCCUUUUCUAUCACGUGUCAUGGAUUGAUCGAUUGCUCCAAGUGUUAUUGUCAUACAUAAGUGUUCAUUGACUAGUUCUUUAAUCGGCAUGUGAUUCAAUGUUGGAAUGCACGGCAACAGUUUGAUGCUAAUUCGUCACCAGAUAUGUACAACAUCCGGUUAGUUACAUGGCCUGGCUGAAGGUUCAGCUACUUGUUUGUGGAUUUAGCGGUAGCAUGAUGGAAAUUCUGAUAAAAAGUUACUGCACGAGCAAAAGCAUUGUAUGACAUUUGGCAGCUAUUUGAUGAUA
Messenger RNA from Sesamum indicum (sesame), 1734 nucleotides. It is a transcript of the gene VAM3, whose product is annotated as Syntaxin/t-SNARE family protein. NCBI's taxonomy places the organism in Eukaryota, Viridiplantae, Streptophyta, Magnoliopsida, Lamiales, Pedaliaceae. The record is from RefSeq and is a predicted model, not a curated record. Gene Ontology annotation, cellular component: SNARE complex; endomembrane system; membrane. Gene Ontology annotation, molecular function: SNAP receptor activity; SNARE binding. Gene Ontology annotation, biological process: vesicle-mediated transport; intracellular protein transport; vesicle fusion.